UCUCCCGCGAAAAGGAUUUUGUUUGCUGACCAUCCAUCUGUCAAUGUGGUUUGCAUCUAAUCUAUUUAUUUGUAUCUUGCUGAAAGGUUAAAGGGGCUGUGAACAAUUAUAAAUCCUGAAAUUAUAUUGUGUAUGUAAAAUGGCUCAAUCAACUGCACAAGCGUCAAAGACUGAUGCAAUCACCUUGAAAGGCAGUGCUGAGUUAGUAUGUGACUUUUUCACCUAUGGAGUAAACAGUAUUUUAUUUCAACGUGGGGUGUACCCGAUGGAAAGUUUUUCACGAAAGACAGCAUAUGGCUUGCCAACAUAUGUAACUGAUAAACCAGAGCUGACUGAAUAUAUCAACAGUUUCGUCAGUCAGUUAAAAACUUGGUUAAUGACUAAAACUAUCCAAAAGAUUGUUUUGGUGAUAACAUCUGUUGUGACGAAUGAAGAUCUUGAAAGAUGGCAGUUCAAUGUUGAGUGUGAUAAAACUGCAAAUGAGUCGACACAACAGACAGAGAAACCGCUUAAUGAAAUACAAAAAGAAAUUCAAAAUGUGAUUCGUCAAAUUGUUUCCUCUGUAACUUUUCUACCUCUGAUCGAUGAGCUAUGUUCGUUCAACAUCUUGGCAUAUACUGACAAAGACUCCGACGUUCCGGCAACGUGGGAAGAUGGGAGAGAGCAUUACAUUUCCAAUUCAGAAGAAGUAAAACUUAAAAAUUUCUCUACGCUGAUUCACAAAGUUGACAUGGCGGUUUGUUAUAAAGUGUCGUAGUCACGUGACAUAACACAUGGCAGGUAAAUUUAGGACCAAAAAGAAAUCCUCUCGGAUGAUAUCAGACAAGUGACUAAUUUUUUUUGUAAAUAUUGUAUAUUUCUAAUGUGUGGAAGAACUCUUUUUUCAACUCUGGGAGAA
This is a messenger RNA of Hydractinia symbiolongicarpus, 898 nucleotides long. RefSeq names its product mitotic spindle assembly checkpoint protein MAD2A-like. The record is from RefSeq and is a predicted model, not a curated record. Lineage: Eukaryota; Metazoa; Cnidaria; Hydrozoa; Anthoathecata; Hydractiniidae. Gene Ontology annotation, cellular component: cytoplasm; kinetochore; nucleoplasm. The transcript has 7 exons. Gene Ontology annotation, biological process: mitotic spindle assembly checkpoint signaling. The coding region runs from base 140 to 757 and encodes 205 amino acids.